GUACCAUUGCGCCACAAAACUGUGCCGACCUGUCGGCCAUGGGAAUCCAGACCAGCGGUACCUAUCAUGUCGGCCACCCUCAGCCAUUCCAAGUCUCCUGUGACAUGGACACUGAUGGCGGUGGGUGGACGGUCAUACAGCGGCGCCAGGACGGGUCGGUGCCGUUCGACAACACCUGGGACGUGUACGUGCAGGGAUUCGGUGACGUAAGCGAAGAACUAUGGAUAGGGCUUGAACACUUACACAGUCUGACGUCACAGCAGCAGCACGAGCUGUAUGUGUACUUGGAAGACUGGGAAGGUAACUCUAAGUUCGCGCGGUACAGCACGUUUUCUGUGGGAGAUUCAACCAGUAAAUACACGGUUACAAUCAGCGGCUUCACCGGGGAUGUGACUGACGAUUUGACCCCGGCAGAAGCACGUCGCAGCAUCAAUGGUAACAUGUUUUCAACAAAAGAUCACGAUAACGACGCAAACUCCGCCAACUGUGCAGUGUCAUUCGGCCCAUCAGGGUGGUGGUUUCCGGAGAGUUGUGGUCAGGCCUUGUUAAACGGACAGUAUCUGACCGGAUGUAACCCUUACUGUCCCUGGGCCCAGGGGAUUGUGUGGGAACACUGGCAUGCAAAUGGCAUGAAAUACUCACUGAAGAAAACAGUCAUGAUGAUCAGGCCGAGCGGUUUUCCAGCAUCUCCGUUUAACACAUGUCAGAAUGGAGGAACCAUGGCUGAAGGAACACCAGGAACUGGAGUCUAUACCUGUACCUGUCCAGCAGACUGGGAGUGGGCGUUCUGUGAACAAGCCGCCAUCGAUGAUUGCGCCUCCAGCCCAUGUACCCACGGGACGUGUGUGGAUGGACUAAACUCUUACAGCUGUAACUGUGAGGCAGGAUGGGAAGGAGUCAACUGUGAGACAGGCAUUAAUGAGUGCUCGUCCAGCCCAUGUACCCACGGGACGUGCAUAGAUGGCCUCAACUCUUACACCUGUACCUGUGAGGCAGGAUGGACAGGAGACAACUGUGCGACAGUCUGUUUGAAUUGA
This is a messenger RNA of Branchiostoma belcheri (Belcher's lancelet), 1037 nucleotides long. RefSeq names its product ficolin-1-like. Gene Ontology annotation, molecular function: calcium ion binding. NCBI's taxonomy places the organism in Eukaryota, Metazoa, Chordata, Leptocardii, Amphioxiformes, Branchiostomatidae. The annotation marks the transcript as partial. The record is from RefSeq and is a predicted model, not a curated record. The transcript is spliced from 5 exons.